UCCCCCUCUUUGCCAGCUCCCGAGCAAUUAAAUUAAAUAAUUCCCAAUGAUGGGCCACUACUGCUGCUUCCAACUCCUGGGUCUCCGGCCAUGUCCUUCGCCGUCCCUUCUCUCCCUUCGCUCUCCCCCCUCCCUCUCUGCAACCACCCGGCUCGCCCUUCCCGCUCUUCGCCCCGGCGCAGUGCUCUUCCUGCUGCUGCUGCUGCUGCUGCGAAUGCCGAGCGAGAGCGCGCGGAGAAUGGGAGGAGUCUGAUGAGGGCGCUCUACGAUGAUGGGUUCGGGAGCGCGAGCGUGAAGGACUACUUCGACGCGACGAGGGCGAUCAUGAAGGACGACGGCGGCCCUCCUCCGCGGUGGUUCUGCCCCGUCGAGUGCAAGCCGUCGGUCGAGGACCCGCCUCUGCUGCUCUUCUUGCCAGGGAGUGAUGGUGUGGGGACGGGGCUCAUUCUGCAUCACAGAUCGCUCGGGAAGGUUUUUCAGGUUAGAUGUUUGCAUAUCCCAGUAAAUGAUCGAACACCAUUUGAAGGGCUGGUCAAAAUUGUGGAACAAACUAUCAAGUAUGAGCAUGCUGUGUCUCCAAAAAGACCGAUAUAUAUUGUUGGGGAGUCAUUUGGGGGAUGCCUGGCGCUUGCUGUUGCUGCUCGCAAUCCUACUAUCGACUUGAUACUAAUUCUAGUCAAUCCAGGCAGCAACUUCAUUUCAGAAAAACAAAGUGCAACCUCUUCUCCCUGUUGUGGAGGCUUUACCAAGCAAUCUUCACUUUACAGUACCCUAUUUACUGAGCUUCGUAAUGGAUGUAUUAUGCAUAUCGAAUUAGGUAAUCCCUUGAAGAUGGCAAUGGUCAGUGUUGCAGAUGACCUUCCUCCUCAACAAACACUUGAGCAAUUGCAAUACAGUCUCCCUUCAUUGCUGCCUCUACUCUCGGAGUUAUCAAAUAUAAUACCAAAGAAUACUCUUCUAUGGAAACUCAAGCUUCUUAAAUCAGCAGCAGCUUACACCAAUUCUCGUCUACAUGCAGUUGAGGCUGAAGUUCUCCUGCUUGUCAGCGACAACGAUAACCUGCUACCAAGUGCAGAGGAGGCAGAUAGACUUUGGGCUUCACUGAAAAAUUGCAGAGUCCGCCACUUUAAGGACAAUGGCCACACUCUACUUUUGGAAGAUGGUAUCAAUCUAUUAUCUAUAAUAAAAGCGACUCGCAUUUACCGUCGUUCUAGGCAACAUGACUAUGUCACGGAUUUCCUUCCUCCCACAAUUAGUGAAUUCCAGAAAUCUUUUAAGCGUGAUAAUAGAUGGUAUGACCUUCUAGUAAAUCCAAUUAUGUUCUCCACUCUGAAAGAUGGAACGAUUGUGCGAGGACUUUCUGGGGUACCCAAUAAAGGUCCAGUUUUGCUCGUGGGUAAUCACAUGCUAAUGGGAAUGGAACUCAAUUCGCUUUACGAAGGGUUUGUAAGAGAGAAGAAGGCAGUACUUCGUGGAAUGGCGCACCCAGUCUUGUUCGCGACCAAGUAUGAGACUUCGAGCCAAGAGAUGACUCGCUUUGAUGAGAUGUCUAUCUACGGUGCAUUGCCUGUAACUCCAAUUAAUAUGUAUAGGCUGUUUGCUAGAGAAGAGUUUGUUCUUCUUUAUCCGGGAGGUGCUCGUGAAGCUUUACAUAGGAAGGGUGAAGAAUACAAGUUGUUUUGGCCAGACCGGCCUGAAUUUGUAAGAAUGGCAGCAAAGUUUGGUGUUACUAUCAUACCAUUUGGAGUUGUUGGAGAAGACGACGUGGCACAGUUGGUUCUGGACUACAAUGAUCUGAAGGAUUUACCAUUAGUCAGAGAAUGGAUAGAAGAAAUGAAUCAAGAUGCCGUGAGAUUAAGGGCUGAUAUCAAUGGAGAGAUAUCGAAUCAAGAGAUCUAUAUUCCCGGGCUUCUACCGAAGUUACCGGGCCGGUUCUAUUUCCUUUUCGGGAAACCAAUUGAGACGAAAGGAAUGGACAUUCUGAAAGACAGAAGGAAUGCAAAUUUGGUUUACUUGAAUGUCAAAUCUGAAAUCGAGAGCAUAAUUUCUUAUUUGAGGAGGAAGAGAGAGGAAGAUUCCUACCGGAGUUUAACACAGCGGCUUCUCUACCAGGCAACUUGGGGUUUCUCAACUCAAGUCCCCUCCUUCGAACCAUGAUUCAUCGCAGUUUUACUGCAAAUUUCCACAUAAAUUGAAGAAAUUCGACGUCGCCGAUUGAAAAAGGUUUUUUUGGGACUCAGAACUUUGAUUAGCCAAAGAUCUUCCCUACAAGAUUGAGGUGAGUAGAGAUUUUGAAGUCUUAAUUGUUCAGAAAAGUUUACAAAAAUAAACCAAAACCAUUCUGGAUUGCCUCAUUACUGGAUUGAGUUCGUUUUCAACCGCGCACACGCAAAAAACCAAAAACAAAAAACAAAAAAGAAAAGAAAAGGAGAAGCAGCAUUCACUUUUGUAGAACAGAAAGAGAGAUGAAAAGAUAUGUAUUUAACCCUUAAAUUUAUUGUAUCACGCAUGCAUGAUGUCAUUUGUAAACUGUAUUUCAGUUCGACAAUAUGAAAAUCGAUGGAAAGUGUAUAAUAUGUUCAUGUUUUUAUCCACCAAAUUGGUUUA
Messenger RNA from Ananas comosus (pineapple), 2607 nucleotides. RefSeq names its product acyltransferase-like protein At1g54570, chloroplastic. The record is from RefSeq and is a predicted model, not a curated record. NCBI's taxonomy places the organism in Eukaryota, Viridiplantae, Streptophyta, Magnoliopsida, Poales, Bromeliaceae. The transcript has 13 exons. Gene Ontology annotation, cellular component: membrane. The coding region runs from base 91 to 2157 and encodes 688 amino acids.